AUGGCCGACGAAUCGCCCACAGUCAACAGUCGGCGGCACCGCCGCAAUCAAUCGACUCCGCAGAACUCGAUCCAGCUACAAGACCUGGGCCCCGCUCAACAUGCUCCCAUCUCUCAGGAACCGCCAUCCCCGUCUGCCCAGGCUUCGCAUCGCCGUACUUUGAGCGACCGUGGACGUAGCUUGUUCCGGCGCAAUAGAGACUCGCUCUUGUCACACAGCCCUGGCAGGAACCCACCGCCUCCUAAUACACGCGCUUACUCGCCAAUUUCCGAGGAUCCUCCCAGUCCGCCGCAGAUCGAUAGCAACUUGUCACCUCUUGCCUAUGUGACGUCGCCCACUGGCCACCGGACACGGGUUGACGAUGGUCAAGAUGAGGACGAGCGCACACCGCUGUCUCCACAUGAAGGAAGCAGUUUCCAACAGGCCAUGGGCUUCGCUGGCCUUAGUAUAGGCGCUCCUGCCCGUCCUUCGUUGCACUCGGGCCAUGGUCGAUUAGGCAGUGACCUUAGCCUCCGCACUGUCGACGCAUCGCCUUACGACGAAGAGCCCGACGACCCAACUGGCUUCUUUCCACAUGAGGAGGAUAUGGACACGGUACCCCUGACAGACAUGAGCCGCCUCGACGCUCAUUCUCCACAACGCAACGAACGUGGCAGCUUCCAAAGUAUCCGCUUCUUGUCGCCAUCUGUCUCGCACUCCAACAAUCCUGAUGUCGAAUCUGGCAACCUGAGUCCUUCUGGUCGUUGGAGUCGUUCNCCCGAUGGUCAUAGUCGCUCUCCUGCGGACAGUCGUCGCUCGUUGUCGCCUAUGGGGGACUCUCCUUUCCAUCGAGCAGGAGACAUGAUGCGCAAGAUGUCGAUGCGUGUGGUCAAUCUGAGUAACGAGCCUGAAGUCGCCGAGCGUAUGAUUAGACGCAAGUCGUCUGUGGGCCGUUCUUCUCGCAUUUCCGAAGCUCCUGAUUUUGCCAAUGAUGGAACNCCCCGCUCACCUGUCAGCGAGAAGAUGCCUUCACCUAUGCUUCAUCCAGCCGAUCAGCUCGAGCCACGUACUACUCCUGAACCAAAUCCUUUCCGUGGCAAGUCACUAGGCAUCUUUCCGCCCGAUAGCAAGUUACGCCUGAAGUUGGCUGAUUUUCUGCUUCAUCCCUUUACCGAACCUUUUAUCCUCGUACUCAUUGUCUUCCAAACGAUCUUGCUUGCUGUCGAAGCUCGCAAUAACGUGAACAAUGAUCCACGAUCUCAGCGUUUUGGGACCACCUGGAUCGACAUCGCGUUGCUUGCCUUGUUUACCAUCUACACCAUUGAGAUCAUGAUUCGAGUCGUUGUAUCUGGAUUCAUCGUUAACCCUAUCGAGUACAGCACUAUCGACCGCAAGGUUGGUCUACGGACUGCCGUCAUGAAGAAGGCCAAUGAUUUGUUCGCUUUACAUCGCAAGCCAUCCGUCAGGAACCUCAAUCCUCUUGCUCCAGUAGUGGCAGGACCUCAGCCCGGAAUCCUGCGUAGCUUCACCACAAACACCAUGAUGGAAGUACCAGGUGGCUCAAAACAAGCUCAGCUGCAGCGACUAGCAUUUCGAGCAUUUUUGCGUCAUUCUUUCAACCGAUUGGACUUCCUUGCGGUCUGCGCGUUCUGGAUCAGCUUUGUCAUUGGGAUUUUUGGUGUCGAGUCCCAAAAGCACGUCUUUGUCUUCCGCAUGUUAAGUUGUCUUCGAAUUGUGCGUCUUCUCGGUAUCACCAGUGGCACGUUAGUUAUCUUGCGGAGUUUGAAGAAGGCUGCUCCGACUCUACUGAAUGUCGCCUUUUUGACUGGAUUCUUCUGGCUGUUAUUUGCAAUCAUCGGAGUCCAAAGCUUCAAGUCCAGUCUUCGGCGUACUUGUGUCUGGACUAACCCCGAGGACACUUCAGAGACAUACACACAAUCAAUGCAGUUCUGCGGUGGCUAUCUACUAGCUAACAAAACGGCAAUGCCCUGGAUACAUCAGGACGGUACGCCUGGUGCAGACGAUGCUAAAGGUUUCUUUUGCCCUAUCAACUCCGUCUGCAUUGAAGGUGAUAACCCCUACAAUGGGACUGUCAGUUAUGACAACAUCUUCCAGUCGCUCGAGAUGGUGUUUGUCGUCAUGUCCUCCAACACCUUCUCAGAUCAACUGUACUACCUUGCUGACAGCGACUAUCUAUCUGCCGGAAUAUUCUUCGCUGCUGGGAUCAUAGUCUUCCCGCUUUGGCUUGUGAACUUGCUGAUUGCCGUCAUUACAUCUUCAUUCCAAGUCAUUCGAGACGAGAGCAAAGCCAGUGCCUUUACGGCGCAAGAGCACGUCAAGCAUCUCGAGACGGAAGAGGGAAGUGAUGGCUUCAAGCAAAAGACGAGUACGCUGAAACAGUUUGUCAAUAACACACGAUGGAUCUGGAUUGCUGUCAUCACAUACGGCUUAAUGGUACAAUGUCUACGCAGUGCAUAUAUGAGUCCAAGCCGGGCCGCUUUCCUCAGUAAGUUUAUCUCUUUAUUGUUGUUUGACAAAUGCUUAUACUGUUCAAGGNNCUCUUCAGAACUAGGUGUGACCAUAGCCCUAGACAUCGAGAUCAUUCUCCGAUUCAUGGCAGAUUGGCGUCGAUUCCAUAAGAGCAAGCGGAACCUCGUGGAUCUAGCACUGGCUAUAAUAACUACAGUCAUCCAGAUUCCGGUUAUCAAACACUCUGGGCAGCCAUAUGCAUGGUUGACGUUCUUCCAAAUCAUAAGAAUCUACCGUGUCGUUCUCGCAGUCGAAAUCACACGCACGCUGAUCCUCACUGUGUUAGGUGACUUCUCGGGUUUGACCAACUUGAUCAUGUUCGUUAUGCUGCUGAGCUUUCUCGCUGCGAUUUUCGCGACACAGAUCUUCCGUGGGCAAAUCCCAGAAGAAAACGACGAAGGCGAAGCUAUUCGUGUUCCGUUCUUUGACAUAUACAAUGCCUUUUUGGGCAUGUAUCAAAUCUUCUCGAGUGAGAAUUGGACAGAUAUCAUGUACGACGUUACUUCAUACAACGUCGCUUACAACAACGGCUGGAUUGGUGCGGCAUUCUGUAUUAUGUGGUUCAUCCUAGCGAACUUCAUUGUUUUGAACAUGUUUAUUGCUGUCAUCCAAGAAAACUUCGAUGUUUCAGAAGACGAAAAACGCCUGCAGCAGGUCAAAGCAUUUCUUGCAAAGAGGCAAGUCAACGCGACGUCUGGCAGUCAAGGUUCACUGUCAUUGUCGACGAUCUUCAAGCUCGGUCAGGUCCGUCGACAAGACCCUCUGGAUUAUGGCUCGGCACAAACAGAAAUGCUUCUCAAGGAUGCAGUGGUUCGCGACUUCCUCGAUGAUCACGACGUCGAUCCCGAUUCGACUUCCCCUGGAGCAUCCGAAAACAUACCUCAUAACAGCCAACCCGUCAAAUCAGGCACUCUGGCUCAGCGUUGGGAACAAAUGCUCAAUCGCCUCUUCAAUCGCGAGCCCAACCCGUUCUACUCGAAUGUAGAGCUUCAGAAGGCUCAUGAGGAAGUGGACACUCGUCAGAUGGUCAAAGAGGUCGUAGCAGCGAAUGAGAGGGUCAAGAGGGCUCAACGCGAAUACUUGAGGAAGUAUCCCAACUACAACGUCUCGCUCUUCAUCUUCAGAGUCAACAAUCCUGUCAGAAGAUUGUGCCAGAGAAUUGUAGGUCCAGGUCGUGGCGGUGAUCGCAUAGAGGGUGUCGCGCCCUCCAGACCCAUCUGGUAUGGUUUCUCAGCAUUCAUCUACGCAGCCAUCGUAGCAAUGGUGCUCUUGGCCUGUGUUACGACACCUUUGUACCAGAAGGAUUAUUUCAGAACCCACGACUUCCAAGCACUGAACUGGUUUGUCUACAGCGACAUGGGCUUCGCAACUCUGUUCACCAUCGAAUCUGUCAUUCGAGUCAUUGCGGAUGGGUUUUAUUGGACACCCAACGCAUACUACCGCAGCUCUUGGGGCAUUAUUGAUGGCAUCGUCUUGGUCACACUGUGGACUGACAUCUUCACCACGAUCUAUAACCCAGGCGGUGGUUCAAGAGCUGUUGGUGCCUUCAAAGCUUUGAGAGCCCUCCGAUUACUCAAUGUCAGCGACAAUGCUCGAGAUACCUUCCAUUCUGUUAUUGUCAUGGGUGGUUGGAAAGUCGUCUCGGCAGCGCUCGUCUCGAUGAGUUUGCUCAUUCCAUUUGCCAUAUAUGGCUUGAAUCUCUUCAACGGAAGGUUCAUGGAAUGUAACGAUGGUAAUGGUGUCACCUCGUCACUUACCGACUGUACUGGCGAAUACCUCAGUACACCUUACGAUUGGAACGUUCUUGCACCACGUCAAGUCGCCAAUCCAUACUACGACUUCGAUAAUUUCGGGUCGUCGCUGUUCAUCCUCUUCCAGAUCGUUUCGCAAGAAGGCUGGAUUGAUGUCAUGUGGAGCGGCCAAUCCAUCACUGGCGUUUUUACACAACCUAAUCCUUUCUCGUCUCAAGGAAACGCCGUCUUUUUCGUCGCCUUCAACUUGCUUGGUGCCGUUUUCGUCUUGACGCUUUUUGUUAGUGUCUUCAUGCGCAACUACACGGAACAAACUGGAGUGGCUUUCUUGACGACCGAACAGCGAUCAUGGCUUGAGUUGAGGAAACUACUCCGACAAAUCUCACCGUCCAAAAGACCCUCAUCUAAGGAGGUGCGGGAAACUUGGAGAGAGUGGUGUUACCGUCGAGCAGUGACAAAGAAUGGCAGGUGGCAGCGCAGCGUCACCAUAGUGCUCGUGUUCCAUCUGCUUUUGCUGUGUUUGGAAUGGUACCCAGACAACAACCGCUGGGACAGAGCACGAGACUACAUUUUCCUGGUGCUGACACUCUUCUACAUUGUCAACAUCGUCAUCCGUAUCGUUGGUCUUUCCUGGACUCGAUUCCGAAGAAGUGCUUGGGAUGUGUACUCGUUGUUUUCGGUGUCUGGCACAUUUGUCACGCUGAUAUUGCUUCUGACCAACUUCAAGAACAGAGACUACGUCCAAGUACACAAGUUGUUCCUUGUAUCGAUCGCAUUACUUCUGAUUCCUAGAAACAAUCAGCUGGAUCAACUCUUCAAGACCGCGGCUGCCAGUCUGACUUCGAUCGUCAAUCUGUUGGCGACUUGGUUUGUCCUCUUUCUCGUUUUCGCCAUUGCCUUCACUCAAACUUUCGGAUUGACUAGAUUUGCCGAGGGUGAAACAGACAACCAGAACUUCCGCACAGUGCCCAAAGCUCUGGUUAUGCUGUUCCGUAUGAGUUCUGGAGAAGGUUGGAAUGAGGUGAUGGCGGACUUCGCAUCCGUCACCCCGCCUUAUUGCACGAUCGGUGAGCAUUACUAUGAUGGCGACUGUGGUAGCGAGGGAUGGGCUAUGGCUCUGUUCAUCUCUUGGAACAUCCUCAGCAUGUACGUGUUCAUGAACUUGUUCAUUUCGUUGAUUUACGAGAGUUUCUCGUAUGUCUAUCAACGAAGCAGCGGAUUGUCCGUCAUCAGCAGAGAAGAGAUUCGGCGCUUCAAGCAGGCUUGGGCAGAGUUCGAUCCAAGUGGCUCGGGAUAUAUUUCGAAGGAGAAGUUCCCCCGCUUGUUAGGAGUGAGUCAUCUUUCUGCCGUGUCCUUUCGAUGUAUACUGACUUUUGCANNGGAACUUUCUGGUGUGUUUGAAAUGCGAGUUUACGAUGGUGACUUCACAGUCAGUAACAUCAUCGCGGACUGCACUUCUCGACCGCACCGUGCCCAUCCUCUAGGGCUGGACGGUCCGCAGGAUGGUCCUCAGGUUGAUCUCGAAAAACUCAACGAACGUCUGUCAGAGAUUCCGAUCCUUGAAAUUCAAAGACGCAGGAGGCGUAUGAACAUCUUCUACGAAGAAGUACUAGUCUCGGCUGAUCCUGACCGUGGUGUCGAGUUCAACUCACUCUUGAUGAUUUUGGCCCAUUACAAGGUCAUCAAUGACAACAAAAGUCUACGACUCGAAGAGUUCUUACGUCGUCGCGCUCGUCUGCAGCGCGUCGAGGAAGCUGUACGCCGUAAUGUUGUCGUCGGUUUCUUCGACACUCUUUAUUGGGCCCGUCGAUUCAGAAAGGCUCUGGAAGCCAAGAAGGACGCGCGCAUGACCAUGGUGCCUCAACUAGAUGUUCCUGAAAUCUUCAUCCAGGAUGAUGGCGAGGACCUUGCAAACUCUUGCCACAAGACUCCCUCAGCCCCCUCGACACCAAUCGAUCACCAGACUCCCAGCUGGACUAUUGGAAGCGAUCACGGCAAUCCAGCAUUAACCAUUGACCCUACAGUGUCUCGACCUAGUUUACGCAACCGCAGUGAUUCUAUCCAGCUCUCACCAUCAGCCUCACCAACGCGUUCACGAGCAGUCUCACACUCAACCCUUUCGGAGAUGCGUGAUAUUCCUGAAGACUGGCAUUUUGCGGAAGCUCUGAUUGACGGACACAAUCGUUCUAGAUCACCGUCACCAUCACCACAGCACCUCGAUCCCGAUGCCACAUUAGAUGCCUACGGUGGUUUGGGCCUUGGAGCAGGUCCUCGAAGUCGCGCUCAAACACUGUCUGCCUCAGGCCCAGAGUCUCGUCCUCGAGAAGGCACUCUAUCAGUCGCCGGUACACCUAGCAUGGGCGGUCGUUCGCGCGCCACUAGCUCUGUCAACGCACAGAAUGUCCUCGAUGUCUUGGAUACCUCGGCAUGGGGCGAGAGUAUUAGACGAAGCUUCACUACUCGUGGGUCUUCAUCCGGACCACACGAUUCUGCUUCGCGGGAUGCAAGUGCUGAACCCAUGCCAUCCAUCUCCGACACUCAACCUUCGACUUUUUCACACACAGAAGGACAUGAUCAUGAACACCCGCAUGAGCGAUAA
Messenger RNA from Aureobasidium uvarum, 6858 nucleotides. NCBI's taxonomy places the organism in Eukaryota, Fungi, Ascomycota, Dothideomycetes, Dothideales, Saccotheciaceae. The record is from the annotation of a GenBank genome assembly.